AGUCUGCAGAUAAACAGAUCUGUGGAUACAUUCACCCCAUCAGAAGCUUCUUCUAUUGAGUUCUGGCUGGAAAUUCUCCUUUGCAAUGGCUACUUUUGAUGAUGUUUUAGUGCAAAUAGGUGGUUUUGGACAAUAUCAAAAGGUGGUUUUCUUUCUGAUAUAUCUGUCAUCUAUGACGUUCUCCCAUUUGUACUUUGGAUUUGUUUUUUUAGCAGUUACUCCUGACCAUUGGUGCAGGAGUCCUGGGGUGACUGAGCUGAGAGAUAAAUGCAACUGGUCUCUGGAACAGGAGAAGAAUUAUACAUUACCUAUGGGGCAAUCUGGCAGCUCCUCAUACCGUCAGUGCGAGAAAUAUGAUAUUGACUGGAAUUCCUCUUCAGGCAGCUGUCAAAAUCCACUGCUGUUUAUUCAGAAUGGAUCCCAAGAUCUACCACUUACUACAUGCCAGGAUGGGUGGGUUUUUGAAAAUGGCUCAUUCCCCAGUAUUGUGACUGAGUUUGAACUGGUGUGUGCUGAUGCUUGGAAAGUGGACCUGACUCAAGCUUGUCUAAACGUGGGUUUUUUGUUUGGAACAAUAAUCAUGGGCUAUGCAGCAGACACAUUUGGCAGGAAGCUUUGCUUCUUAUUUGCAACUUUUGUGACCACAGUGUCAGGUCUUCUACUGGCUUUUUCCCCAAACUACACUUGGUUUGUGAUCUUCCGUACUGUUCAAGGCCUAUUCAGCAGGGGAGGUUGGCUUUGUGGCUACGUCUUAAUGACUGAACUUGUUGCGUCAGGCUACAGAAGAACAGCAGGAAUUUUACACCAAGUGUCAUUUAGUUUUGGGAUCAUGCUUCUUCCUGCCAUUGCCUAUUUUGUACCAGCCUGGAGAAACUUGCAACUGGCGAUAACCAUUCCAAACUUCCUCUUCUUGACCUAUUACUGGUUGGUUCCAGAGUCUCCCAGGUGGAUGUUGUCUCAGAAGAAAGAUGGAGAAGCCAUGAAAGUUCUGCAGCAGGUGGCAAGAAGGAAUGGCCACACCCUUUCAAUGAAAGCCGAGGCAAUUACUGUGGAGAAGAAUGAUGAAAAGGUGAACAGUCCUUCCAUAGUUCAACUGGUUAGGACACCUCAGAUGAGAAAACAUACUCUCAUUUUGAUGGUGAACUGGUUUACGAGUGCCUUGGUGUAUCAAGGACUUGUCAUGCGUUUGGGAACUCUGGGAGGAAACAUUUACCUUGAUUUCUUUAUCUCAGGAGCUGUGGAAAUCCCAGCAUCAGUCAUUAUCAUUUUAGUGAUUGAACGGAUUGGACGACGCCUUCCCUUUGCGGCAGGCGGUCUGGUAUCAGGGGGUUCCUGUUUAAUAGUGGUGUUCAUACCUGAAAGUUUAACUUGGCUGAAAACAGCAGUUGCGUGCUUGGGCAGACUGGGGAUAACUGUAGUUUUGGAGAUGGUCUGUUUUGUAAACACAGAGCUAUAUCCUACAUUUUUACGGAACUUUGCUGUUGCUGCGUGUGGAGUGCUAUGUGACAUCGGAGGAGUUGUUUCCCCUUUCAUCGUGUAUAGGUUGGCUGCUAUCUGGAUUGAAAUGCCUCUUGUAGUUUUUGGGGUGACUGGUUUGUUUGCUGGUGUCCUAGUGUUACUCUUACCUGAAACAAAGGGAGUGCCUUUACCAGAUACCAUCGAGGAUGCAGAGAACAUUAGACGGUGGAAGACAAGUGCUUUAAAGACACACUAUCAACAGAUUGUUCAACAUUCAACAGAAACUCAUAAUAUGAAGGACACUGAUGCAGUGAAGGUUGUCCUCAGCUCAUGAACUGGAUUGCAGCAUUAACCACAAAAAUUGGCCAGUUAGAUUUAUAUUUCAUGCUGUCUACUGUGUACUAUGAUAUAUUGUUGUUAUAUAUUAUGCAUAAUUAUAUAGAGUGCUAUAACUAUUAUGAUUCUACGAUGAAUUUAAAAACAUAAAUUUACUGUCACUUCACUUUCUCAAAAAUACAUUUUGACAAUUGGUUUGAAGUUGAAUAUAAAACUGAAAAUUUAUGUUUGGAUUACUUUAAUGAACAUUACUGAAAAUUUCACAAUAAUAGGUAUAAAUUGGAGCCUGGAAAAGAAUUUCAUGAAUAUUUAUCGAUCAAGUCACGCUUUAUUAAAUGUACAAUCUCCACAAUAUAUAAAUCUGAAUAUUUAGUAAUUGCCAUUGGAUUAUACAAAGAGAAUGCAAAAAUGUUAAAUACAGGUAACUUAAGGUAGUAAACGUUAUUGAACUACAUGAACAACUUAAAGUAUAUUUUUCCUGAACCAAUUUAUUUCAACUGACUUUUAUUUUUUUCAAGAAUUCUUAAGAAUAGGACAAACCCUGUUCCUUUCUCAUUGACCACGUGGAGCAAUCCAAUCUAGUUACCUCAACAAGUUAAUGUAAACAAAGAACUGCAGAUGGUGGAGAUCUGAAACAAAGAAAAUGGAAAUUGUUGAGGAAUUUCAACAGAUGUGGCAGCAACAGUGAAAACAAAGUUAUGUUUUGGUCACUGAAGGCAAAAUGUUAACUCUGUGUUUACUCCACAGAUGCUGCCAGGCCUGCUGAGUUUAUCCAUCCAUUUGUGUUUUUUCUGUUUCACUUCAUUAGGUUUUUUUUCUUCAUUUGUGGCAUAUGGGUGUUACUGGCAGGCCAGCAUUUAUUGCUUGUCGCUAAAUGCAUUGUAAAGGUGGUGGUGGGCUGCCUACUUGACGCAUUGUAAUUUCUUGUUCUAUAGGUAGAUCUACAAUGCCAAUAGGGAGGGAAUUCUAGGUUUUUCACCUAAUGGCAGUGAAGUACAACAUUAUAUUUCCAAAUCGGGAUGGUGAGUAGCUUCAAGGGCAACUUGCAACUGGUGAUGUUCCCAUGCAUUUUCUGCCCUUGUCUUUUUGGAUGGAAAUGGUUGUGAGUUUAGAUGAUUCUGUCUAAGGAUCUUUGGCCAAUUUCUGCUGUAUCUUGUAGUUAGUAGUUCGUAUACACUGCUACUAUUGAGUGUCAAUUGCAUGGGGAGUGCUUGUGGAUGUGUUUCUAAUCAAACAAACUGCUUUGUCCUGGAUGGCAUCAAGCUCCUUGAGUAUUGUUAGAGUUGCAUUCAUCCAAGCAAGUGGAUAUAUUCCAAAACAUUUUAGAUGGCGGACAGGCUUCAGAGAGUCAAGAGGCGAGUUACUUGCUGCAGUAUUCCUAGCCUCGGAUAAACUAUUGUACCCACUGUAUAUGGCAAAUCCUGGUGAGUUUCCGGACAAUGGUAACCUCAAGAUAUUGAUAGUUGGGGAUUCAGUGAUGGUAAUGUCAUUGAAUGUCAAGGAAUUGCGUUUUUUUUUGUUUCUUGUUGGAGAUGGUCACUGCUUGGCAUUUGUGUGAUGUGAAUGUUACUUGCCACUUGUCAACCCAAGCCUUGACAUUGUCCAGAUCUUGUUGCAAUUGAAAAUGGAGUGCUUCAGGAGUUGAUAGUAGUACUGAAUAUUUUGCAAUCUUCUGCAAACAUCCAUUUCAGACGUAAUGAUGGAGGGAAUAUCAUUGAUGAAGCAUCUGCAGGAGAUUGGACUUAGCACACUACCCUGAGGAACUCCUGCAGAGAUGUCCUACAGCUGAGAUGCCUGAUAUCCAAAAACUGCACCUAUUUUCCUAUGUGCCAGGUAUGACUCCAACCAGUGGAGAGUUUGCCCACAUUUCUAUUCAUAGAAAUCAUAGAAUCUCUGCAGUGUGGAAGCAGGCCAUUCAGUCUAUCGGGUCCACAUCGACACACCCCCUACCCCAUCCCAGUAACCCUUCAUUUACCAUGGAUAAUCCACUUAGCCCUGGACACUAUGGGCAAUUCAGCAUAGCCAAUCCACCUGACAUGUACAAUUUUUGGAGGAAAUCGGAGCACCUGGAAGAAAACCAUUGAUUCCAGUUUUGCUAGCACUCCUUGAUAACACAAUUGGUCAAAUGCAGCCUUGAUGUCACGAGCUGUUACUCUCACCUCACCUCUGCAAUUUGGCUGUUUUGACCAUAUUUGAACCAAGGCUGUAAUGAGAUCAGCAGCUGACUGUCCCUGCUGGAAACCCAAUUGGGCAUUAUUGUGCAGGUUUUUACUAAGUAGGUGCUGCUUGAUAGCGCUGUUGAUGACACCAUUAUUCACUACUGAUAGUUGAAAAUACUCUGAUGAGUUGUUAAUCAGCUGGGAUGGGUUUGUCCUGCUUUUUUCUAAAGGUCAUACCUGGGCAAUUUUCCACAAUGUGAGAUAGGUACCAGUGUUGUAACUAUACUGGAACAGCUUGGCUAGGCGAGCAGUGACUUCUGGAGCACAAGUCUUCAGUACUGUUGCCAGAAUGUUGUCAGGGCCCAUAAUCUUUGCAGUAUCCAGUGUCUCCAAACAUUUCUUCAUAUUGUGUUAAGUGAAUCAAAUUGGCUAAAAACUGGUUUCUUCUAAGUGUUGUUCAACAAGGAGGUGUGUUGAUUCAUCUGUCUAGGGAGAACAGAGACAAGACAUACCCAGGGAUGGUGAUGGUGGUGUCUGGGACAUUGUAUGCAAGAUUUGAUUCAGUAAGUAUAACUGUAGCAGGCUGUUGUUUGUCUAGACUGUGCAACAUAAUACCCACGAGGCAAUGCAAGGUUUCUUGGUCCUUCUGGCUCUACUUCAUUGAUUUUUUAAAACAGUUGAUGCAAUUAUAUCUCCACAAUAAUAGAUUAUUUUUAGGCUAAUUGUUCAAUGAAAAGUUUGAGUAUGUGCUGUUGGAAGCUCCUUGAGAAAAACAUUAUCUCAGAUAAAAGCAGGGUCAAGUCACCAUAGUCCCAGAAGACCAUAGGGCUUCUGUCAUUAGAAAGAGGCAAGUGGUGCUGGUUUCAACGCUGGGUACCAUGCCUACAGUGAGGCUGAGAAAGAGGAACCUUCAUGGUAAUCUCAGCCUCAGCGUGUUCACAUACAGUGCCUCUCAAAGCCACCAUCCAGCCAAUUGAGCUACCCAAGCACCACACAGCCCCCUGGUUGAUAGGCUGGAUUUAGAGCAAUCAGGUCAGCUUGUGAAGCUGUUUAAAAAAAAGUUAUCCAUUGGGAGAAAAAAUGUACUCCUCUUUGAUUGGCAGCUGCAUAUUUCACAAACUUGAGGAGCCAGUCCUUAUCGCUACCUGUACAGAAACCAGCAGAAGAAGAGAAUAUCAUGAAGCUAGGGCAAGAACACAUUUAUCAAAUUAUAUCGCCAAAUAAAAUGACUACCCCACACGUCAAUCACGCACUUCUUUUCUCACCUUUGUGUCACGAAUGGGGUCUGACACAUGGACGUGGGGGUGGAGGGGGCGGAGUCAAGAUGGCCACGCCUUUUCCUCGGGUCGUGUGACCAUGUGCCCCAGGCUACGCAGGAUCGUUGGGUGAAUAGCCUGCCAAUCUGUAUGAGCACUAUCCAAAGAAGCCCAUCUGGUGAUGAAGAUUGGCACUUGGGUCGCCUAGUAACUGGUAUCUCCCUGCACAAUGGCAGUCAUUGGCUGAGGAGUCUCCAUGUGUCUGAUUGCUGAGUCCCGCUUCUGUUGUAGAGUAUGGGCUUCUGGUUGCCGACUGCUGCCAUGGAGAAUGGAAACAGACCCUUUGAUCCAACUCGUCCACACUGACCAGGACGGAUUUCUCUCUUCAGGCCUGGCUGUAGGCUGUGCAGACUCAGCUUGGUGAUUGUUCUUUCUGAGCAGGUUUCCAUCACCCCACUUUCCACAUGAAGUCAUGACAGCUGGCAGGGGUCCUGCUCGAGGUCAGCCUCUCCAUUUCACUUUCGCCUCAGCCUUUUCCCGGCUCUGCCAUUGACAAACAUUUUUGUAUCCUCUUUAGCCACAGGUGAGGUCCCAGAGGACUGGGGAAUACCCAAUGUUGUAAGAAGGGUAGCAUAGAUAGUCCUGGAAGUAACAGAUCUGCGAGUCUCAAGUCAGUGGGAGGGAAAUUAUUGGAAAAGAUUUUCAGGGAAAAGGUCCAAAUGUGCUUAGAAGCAAAUGGACUUAUUAAUGAUAGACAGCAUGGCUUUCUGCAGGGAUGUACAUGCCUCUAAUUUGUUCGCGUUUUUUGAAGAAUUGACAAUAUUGUCACAUAUAUUCAAAAUAAAAUGUUGUGAAAAUUGUGCACCAUUGCUUGUACAUAAGUGCCAUUUACAGAAUAAAAUAAA
Stegostoma tigrinum is the source of this 6114-nucleotide messenger RNA. RefSeq names its product solute carrier family 22 member 2-like. NCBI's taxonomy places the organism in Eukaryota, Metazoa, Chordata, Chondrichthyes, Orectolobiformes, Stegostomatidae. The transcript has 11 exons. Gene Ontology annotation, cellular component: membrane. The record is from RefSeq and is a predicted model, not a curated record. The coding region runs from base 86 to 1792 and encodes 568 amino acids. Gene Ontology annotation, biological process: transmembrane transport.